UGGCUGCCAACUCAUCGAUAUGUUGACGGUUUUCUAAUAAUGUUCGUUUAAUCGUAACGUUUGUUGUUCAAUAUUAUUCAACGAGAUCGCAAGAAAUUGUCCCAAUAUGCGAGGCGUUUUAUUAAUACUCGCGUCACUGUUCGCGUACGUACAUUCUAUUAGAUUCUUUCUUGAACCGAACUCGAUGAAAUGUUUGAAAGAGGAAGCGCAAGCUCAUGUUUUGGUCGCUGGAGAAUACGAAGUCACUGAAACGCCGGCUGUUAAAACCGAAUACGUUAUUCGAGAUUCCAAGGGAGAAAUACUUUCUAGAAAUGAUAACAUACCACAUGGGAAGAUAUUGAAAUUCACGUUUGUUAUGGAGACAUACGACACAUUCGAGAUCUGCUUCAUGGCCCAUGCCAUACAGCCGUCUUUCUCAGGCAAUAUAAAACAGAUCAAACAAGAAGUCCACUUGGUUACAAAGCGUGGUAUUGAAGCAAAGAAUUACGAAGGAUUGAUAAGCGAAGCUGCGAAAUUGAAACCUUCCGAAGUAGAAUUGAAACGUUUGGAGGAUUUAUCCGAAGCAAUUGUUCAAGACUUUGCUCGAAUGAGAAAGAAUGAGGAAGAGAUGAGAGAUACUAAUGAGACCACAAACACUCGAGUUCUGCACUUCAGUAUAUUUUCCACAUUAUGGCUUUUGGCACUCUCUACCUGGCAAGUUUUGUACCUGAGGCGUUUCUUCAAAGCGAAAAAACUUAUCGAAUAAAUAGAGAGAAAGUCAGCAAAGAUUUUCCAUUUUCUAACAAAUUUUUACAUCCUACAUAAUUUUAUUUAUUCAUCUGUUCGAUGAACAAGUGAAGGAAGAUCACCAGAUUUGAUAAGGAAACUUCGUAGACUUGUACUUUGUAUAUUUGAUUAUUAGAGUGGGGAUGUUAUGCAUUUAUAACGUACACGAUUCUGUCUGAAACUCCGUACAGUAAAAAAUUCAAUAAAGUUCAGUUAGAUUUUUAUUUUAUCUUAGACCUGAUAAGACCCUUAACGAUAUCGAUAAAUUUCAGUUGCCGUAAAUCAAUCUAUAAACAUGUGUAUUUGCAUAAACAUCCACAGUCUAGUAAUUACGUUGGAAUAAAACGACAGAUAAAGUCAGAUUGAAUAGGUACACUAUAUAUUAAACUUUUCUUUUAUACUCCU
Messenger RNA from Dufourea novaeangliae, 1170 nucleotides. RefSeq names its product transmembrane emp24 domain-containing protein bai (gene bai). NCBI's taxonomy places the organism in Eukaryota, Metazoa, Arthropoda, Insecta, Hymenoptera, Halictidae. The transcript has 6 exons. The record is from RefSeq and is a predicted model, not a curated record. Gene Ontology annotation, cellular component: endoplasmic reticulum; Golgi apparatus; endoplasmic reticulum-Golgi intermediate compartment. Gene Ontology annotation, biological process: intracellular protein transport; Golgi organization; endoplasmic reticulum to Golgi vesicle-mediated transport. Bases 107 to 745 code for a protein of 212 amino acids.